Symbiodinium natans is the source of this 1062-nucleotide messenger RNA. Lineage: Eukaryota; Dinophyceae; Suessiales; Symbiodiniaceae. The record is from the annotation of a GenBank genome assembly.
GUGCUAGCCACGCUGGGCAAGUGCGGGGUCAGCGUGGCAGCGCAGUGGCCGAAGGUUCUUGAAGCAGCCGAGUCGAUUCCGCGACUUGAAGAGCUUCUGGCAAAGAAAGGCCCUGAGACGUCUCAGACGGUGGAGGGACAAGGUAAAGCUGCGGUCGAGGCCAGCGAGCCUCCGGAGCCCAAGCUGCCCGAGCCGUUUCCUUUCGCUCCAGAGGAAAGCUCUGGACCGGCAGAAGAGAGAGAGCCCAAGCCGGAGCCUGCGGCUGAGGCGACAGAGGCCGAGAAGGGUGAUGAUGGCGUUCUUGUCGGGCUUGCGGGCACGCUCCCAAGUGAUGAGAAGGAUCAGGAUGGGGAGGAGCCUCCACAGGCAGCAGCAAGCAAAGAGCGGGAGCAGCCACAAGGACCACAAGGAGUCAGCCCAGGGCAGGACUUGGACAGCGCUCGGCUUGAAGCAGCUGCGAAGUCAGCAGCUACGGCUGACAAGGAGCGCCAGGACGCUGACAGGCAGGAGGACGCUUCCAAAGAGUCAAACGAGAAAGAGACAGACAAGAAGGAGAAGGACAAGAAGGACCAGAGGAAGGAGAAAAAGGAAAAGAAGGAAAAGAAGGACAAGAAGGAUAAGAAGAAGGACAGGAAGGAGAGGAAGGAGGAGGGCAAGCAAGACAAGGAGCCCAAGGAGCCCACAACCAAGAAGAGCGCAAAGGACAAGGGCCAGGGCCAGAACAAGGAGAAGAACAAGAAGAAGAGCAAGAAAAGCGAGGAAGGGCAAAGCAGUAAGCCGGAGAAGGAGAAGGCAAGCAGCAGCAACAAGCGGAAAGCCCAACAAGAAGAAGACGUAGCAGUAGAAGAGGAGGCAGAGAAGUCGCAGGAGUCGCCUGCAAAGUUGUCCAAAGCAGACGGUCGCGGUCGCGGUGGUCGCGGCAGAGGCGGCAGAGGCAGCCGAGGCGGAAGCGCUGUCGGCAAGGCCAAGGCAAAGGCGAAGGCGACUGAGAGGACUCUCGAAGCGAAAAUCGAUACGAAGAGCCGCGUCAGCUUGGCCGCUCUCUUCGGGAAGAGAAAGUGA